Molecule: messenger RNA, 3030 nt
Organism: Oikopleura dioica
Lineage: Eukaryota; Metazoa; Chordata; Appendicularia; Copelata; Oikopleuridae
Source: the annotation of a GenBank genome assembly
AUGGAAACGGAAGAGGACUGUUGCUACGAAGCUGACUCGGAAACGGAGGAGAGCGAGGAGGAGUGUUACCCGGGAACUCCAUCUACCGGCGACGAGACAUCUUCGGAGGACGACCAAUUCGACCUCAAAGAGAUGUACGACAGGGGCAAGGUGCCAAAGGAGCUCGAUUUCCCCGGCGCCUUGUGGCGGGGACCUAAUCUCGUCGUCAUCGAAAAUAACGGAUUGAAGCGACUCGGCGCUGUCAAGCGAAAGUUGAAGGAAAUCGAGAGAGAAGGACUGUCCGACAGCGAGUUGAAUUACCAAGAAGAGAAGAAGUUCUUGAUCGAGAGCAAGCACGCGCUCAUAAAGAAGAGUUUGCAGCUGGUGAAGCUGCGCGCCGAGAAGUUCUCUCAGAAGCCGCCGCUGAUGAACAUCGACAUCGACUCGGAGCAAGAAUUCAUUCCAGCGACGCCGCCCGAAAUGGUCGAAAUGGAGAAAGUGUCCACUUCCAUCGUCCGCGACGAAAAACUCUUCGCCACUUCCCGCUUCAUGUUCGCCAGACCGGACACUGAAGACGAAAAAGAUCCUGCUUUCAAAACACUUGAAAAUGCUGGCAUGAAUCUCUUCUCCGCGCUCAAAGUGGCGCAUGACCAGCCCAGUCCGAUGGCCAACUCGAAGAGCAUUGAGUUCCACUCUAACUCAGCCAAGCCAGCUUCCAAAAAGAGCUCCAAAUCGAAGAAGAAGGGCUCCAAAGGGUCCUCCAACAACAACAACAACAACUCUAAAAAUACGAAAAACGAGGAGCCCCCGCGACCGAGUUUCUCCGAGUUGAAUUUGCCGAUUCUGUUCGAUCCUGAAAUGUCCGGACGCGAAAUUCCGCGAAGCUUGCCACCUGCCAAUCUGGAGCACGCGAUUCUGCUCACUGUCAGGCUCGAAGCACUUGGCGUAAUCGCCGCUGCUGAUCAAAAGGCAAACGCUAAACACUCGGCUCAAAAGCUCGAGUUCGAUCUAACGUACGCGUUUUUGAUCACGUGGCUGCUCCAGCUGGUCCCCAAGUAUCACGAUUUCGCAGAAGGCGAGCCGGUCUCCCCGCUUCAGGACGAAGUGCCCUUCAACGUACUUGGCUUCGACGUUCGCGGCCGCGGUGGCGACUUAUAUCUCAACAUCUCCGUCGUCGUCAAGAAAGAAAAGGAGCCCGAGCAGCGCCAGAAAAAGGGAAAGAACAAGCAACAGUCGUACUUCAACGAGUUGAGCAACACGGUCAAGAAGUACCUCAACGCAGUCACCAUCAUGGAAGUCGUCAGCUCGGUUUGGCAAUCGGAGGAAGGGGCAACGCUGCACAAGCUCACCAACCUCACUGAUGUCACCUGGAGCGAGAAGAAACUCGGCAAUUUCAUCCAAGUUUCUACUGAUAGCAAUGCGAUUUCGCGCAUUUUCGGCAACAGUCAAUACGAUCUCGAGUUCGGUCUCGUCGGGGAGCCACCGGUUAACAUUUCCCAGAUCAACAACACGAGCGCGAUUCCUCUUGAAAAUGCGUUUGGAUUGAUCCACGGCGGCGCCUUCGCUUACGGCUGGCCGAUCAUGGAGAUGUUUCUGCGCAUCCAGGCCGAGUGCAUGGACAUUUCCGCGCUGCGCCUUGUCUGGAUCGUCAAGUCUGAGUACAACGCCGUCACUCUCUCGCAAACCUACACGGACGAGAACUUGGAACGGAACAACGCCUUCGUCCCGGCCUUGGCGAUCGGAGUGCGCGGCUUCAACGCCUGCCAAAUGUGGCAAGACAUCUGCGGCCCGCGAAACGUCAAGGUCGCCCAGUUCACCGACUCUAACAGUCUCUCGGCGAACCACGGCGACUACCUCUUCCAGAAGCUCUAUCUCUCGCAAGCGAGCCUCCACCAGCUCAAAGAGAUCCGCACUGAGAGCGAAAUGCUCAUGAGCCAACCCGAACCGCAGCCACGAGCAGUACAGUCUCUUCUUCGGCGGCGAGGUGCACAUCUACUCCCUCAAAAGAACAAACUCACUGUCGAAUCGAUCCGGGCGGAGUGCAGAGACCACUUCUGCUCUUACCACGACCCAAGCUCCAUUGUUUUCUUCGUCAGCCAUCGACUUCCUCUGCGCUACUUGGGCGAUUUUACGCGAAACUUGCAGAACUACGGCUGCUCCAUCCAGGCCAUUAGAAGAGUUUCUGCUUCCGCGUCUUCGAAUCUCUCUAGUCUCUUCGGCGAGGGAUUUGAAAAAGUGAUCGGCCAAGAGGUAGGAGGCUUCUGCGUCAUUGCCAAGCGCGAGAACGCGGGACUCCACUGGGUCGGGAUCAUGAACAGACUCAAGGAAGAGAUCCUGGGCUUUCUUCUCCGCGACAAACCGGACAUGAUCGACGACGUCCUCCAGCACACCAUCUAUUGCCAGCCUCUUACUGCGGAGAUGGUCCGCCCUCUCCGUGAUCUAAUGUGCUCGAAUCCGAAGAUCGAGCCCUUGUCUUGGAAGCCCGUCGGCUGGUACAAAACGCUUUCUGAAAGUUGCGAGCAGACGACUUGCCUGAUCAUUUCCGGUCCUCACGCUCCCGCUUCGGUCGCUAUAACGCUCUACGAAAUAUUCAGCGGCGAGAACGGUUCCUCCGAUUACCAACUUUGCGAUGAGCUUUCCUCUCUGCCCAACGGCGGCUUCGAACUGGUCGCCAUUCGCCAAGUCUACCAAGUGACGGAAUACCAAGCCCGCGAGCUGGUGAACGUCGACUACUCCGACAAGAACUACGAAGAGAGCAUCAACGAGUUGUACGAAAACCCGCUGGUGGUUUUGGUGCUCCGAAGAAUCGACGCGAUCAAGCGAGUCGACGAGUACGUUCAAUCCGUUUUCCUCAAAAGGAAAAUCAAAAUGACGUUCACCGACUCUGCCUCCUGGACCAGACGGGCCAUUAAUUGCCUGUUCUUCCCACAUGAACUGGAAGAAGACAAUUCCUGCCGCGGCCACCUUCGAUUUUGGCCAGAAUCGAAAGAAAAAUCCCCGAGUCUCUUUUUUCUCAAAGCGUGCCCACCCAAGUGGUGCCCUUCUUGUUGA